AUGGAAAUUCUCGAGGAGAAAUACAUCCAUUCGGCCGACCGUCUCGACAAGCCAUCGCAGUAUCUCAUCCGCAAGUCGGUCCGUCGGGGCAACUUCGACAACAUCACCAAAUGUCUCAACUCAAAAACCGUCUACGUCGGAAACCUCACCAACUUCACCACCGAGGAACAAAUCCAUGAGCUCUUUUCAAAGUGCGGAGCCAUUGACAGAAUCAUCAUGGGUCUUGACCGUAACAAGCUAACGCCGUGUGGGUUUUGCUUUGUGAUAUAUAAAAGCCAGGAAGGUUCAUUUAAUGCGCUGAAAUAUCUUAAAGGAACACAUCUCGAUGGGCAGGGGUUGGAGAUUGACUUGGAUCCUGGAUUUAGAGAGGGUCGCCAGUUCGGAAGAGGCAUUUUUGGUGGCCAAGCCAGUCAUGAUUCAGUUGAGCAUACCUUCAAUGGAGGAUACGAAAGAAGAGAAUUUGGUGGACCUAGAGGUGGCUUUAGAGGUGGUUUCAGGGGUCGCGGUCGUGGCCGUGGACAUAGAGGCGGUUUUAGAGGACGUGGUGGAUAUAGUCAAAGGGAUCAUUACGAGUAG
Australozyma saopauloensis is the source of this 576-nucleotide messenger RNA. RefSeq lists its product as uncharacterized. The record is from RefSeq and is a predicted model, not a curated record. Gene Ontology annotation, molecular function: RNA cap binding. Bases 1 to 576 code for a protein of 191 amino acids. The transcript has a single exon. Gene Ontology annotation, biological process: mRNA cis splicing, via spliceosome. NCBI's taxonomy places the organism in Eukaryota, Fungi, Ascomycota, Pichiomycetes, Serinales, Metschnikowiaceae. Gene Ontology annotation, cellular component: nuclear cap binding complex.